Fusarium musae is the source of this 3390-nucleotide messenger RNA. RefSeq lists its product as uncharacterized. NCBI's taxonomy places the organism in Eukaryota, Fungi, Ascomycota, Sordariomycetes, Hypocreales, Nectriaceae. The coding region runs from base 1 to 3390 and encodes 1129 amino acids. The transcript has 3 exons. The record is from RefSeq and is a predicted model, not a curated record.
AUGGAACAGUACAUGGACAUAUGCACCUGGACCAAGUGCGGCGGCACCUGUCCCAGCGACAAGCAACACGUUCUUACUGUAGACUCGGGAGGCCCUGCCGAUGAGAACGAGAGAUGCAGCGACGACUUUGUCAACGGUGCCUUUGAUGACGACGCUCAGGAUCCCAAUAAAGGUCAGAAGAGUCGCCGCAAGCUCUGUUGCCCUAAGAAGGAUUCAUUCUCCAACUGCAGCUGGAGGUCUGCCAAUGUUUGUUCGAGGCAAUGCGACAACGGUCAGAUCACUCUGGAUCUGGACCCUCAAGGCAUGGGAGGUGCAUUCUGUGGAAACGGACGGCAGAAAGCCUUCUGUUGCGAUGCUCCUGGCAAAAGCAAUCAGCCAUUCCUCCCUGUCAACCUAGACAAGCUCUUUCCACCAGAGCUACUACCGCCGCCAGAUUCGGUUCCGCAAUUCGAGCUCAUCACCUUCGGAAAGGGUUCGCGAAACAGCCAACCGAACAAGGCCGGCAUUGCUUUCUUCCUCCUUGCAGGCUCCGACACUGGCCUUGCCUCCAUGUCCAAGCGUGACAAUCCCAAUCUUGUCUUUCUCGACUGCCCCAAGGACAUUCACUCUCAGCCUGUCGGACAGGUACAGACUGCGCGAGUUAUUUGCCUCGGUCUCUUUGAGGAGUGCUUCGGUGUCGCAAAGGAUGGAGUCGAGGGAACAGUGGUCCACAUGCCAACCGAUUGUGGUGCUGGGUCAUAUGCUCGAGCUGUUGCUCUUGUUCCUUCGAAGAACCAGUCUAUCCCCAUUCAUCUGGCUCGCAGUAAUCCGUCUGCUGUGUACGACUUUUCAUUUGACUACGACAUGGGAUUGGUACGUCGUGAUGCCGGCGAAUUCUCGAUCCGGGUUGACUAUUCCAAUGUCAAGGGCUAUUGGAAUGAAGUGGUAGACCUGACGGGAAAAAGGAAGCGAGAUCUCAAGUCCCUUGUGGAUAGAUUCUACGCGGACAACUCGCAAGACUGGUUUACUCAGUUCGACAAGACAGACAUCGGAGAUUCCGAAGACCUCAACGACAACGAAAGAUCCGUUCUGAACCAGCUCAUUUACUUUGACUCCCAAAUGUGCGAUGUGGACAGUGGCAACAAGGAGGGUCAAGGCUUCUCCAUCACCCUCGAAGGGUCAGCCAACGCGAGGUUCUUUUACGGGUUCUCUAUGAUUGCGACCUGGACACCUGGAAGAAAGCUCAAGGUUCACCAAUCGGCCGGGUUCCUUCACGUUGAUGGUGAUACAAAGGCGGAGUUUACAGUGGCUGGCAUUGGAAAGUUGGACUCGUCUCAGAAAACUGACAAUGGUCCAGUCACAUAUAGCGAAGCUUCAGAGUCGCUAGGUGGCCAUGGUCUGUGGCAUGGCUGGGCCAACUUCAGGCCAUAUAAGCAAGAGAGUGUCGAGUUUAACACCAGAAACUCGCAGGGGACUGCAGUGUCUCUAAAUGGCUAUUUGAGUGCGAAAGUGGUAGCUUUAUGGGGUAGCCAAAAUGUCCAUUUCCCGGAGGGCAGAAAGUCUGUCAAAAUUUCCGAGCCCCUGGUUAGCAGCAAAAGCGCCUUGACGCCGCUGUCCAAGCCCGGCCCUGAAUCUGAGAUUACCGUCGCCGCCAUUACCAAGUUUGGCCUAGAUGUCGACCUUUCAUUCGGAAUGCCAUAUACUGCCGCUAUAGACGGUACUCUCCCUGACAUCUCUGUUUCACAAGAAGUCUCAGCCACGUUUGUAUGGAAAGAAGAAGACGGGCAGGUAUGUCUGGAUACCUAUGCCGGCCAGACACAGAAGGCCAAACUUAUUUCAGGGUCUUACGUUGGCUGGGGCGAUGACUACGAGCACCUUUUCCUUCUGCAAGACACUCACGUCGGAAGUCAGAGAUGUUUCGGAAAGUCUUCCCACAAGUCGCGGUCAUACAAGCUUGAUCCUCCCAAUGCAGGUCUCAUUGACGAUAAGAACGACGAAGAGGAACCCGAGUGCGACAAGGAAGAUGUGCUUUGCAUCCGCGCCAAGAAAAAAGCCAAGCGACAGAACAAUUCUACCCCGGAUAAUUAUGACUUCAGCGGCCAUGGUAUCAUCCGAAAGGCCAGUGAACUUUCCGACAAGUCUAUUGACGACUGGGUACGGAAGAAGCAACGAAUCUCAUGUGAGCCGUGCGGGUCUUGCAUCAUCACGGAAAAGGGUGAGAAGGAAAGUUGUUGCUCGUGUGUCUGGCUUCCACCACCAGACGAGGAUGAGGAUGAGCCUGACCUCGGCAGUAUGCCGUUGCCGGGAGGUCCUAUCAUCCCUGGUGUUCCCGAGAAGCGUGGGGUUGGCUUCGAAGACUCUAAGGGUGGCUCAAAUUUGCUUUACGCACGAGCUUCAAACAUUCCUGCUGUAGGUUUUGACAACAAAUGGAUCAAUUUCUGGGUGCCAGCAGGUAGCCCCGACCUUUUCAUUGUCGGCACCGAACUCUACCCCCAAUAUCCAGACUAUUACAAGGAUCCAGAGGGCACUAAAAAUAAGCCUUUUGAUGGCAAUGCAUUGUUUAAAGACAUCAAAAUGUACUACCACAACAAGACUGCCGUUUGUACGUCUUUCGACGUGGAAAAGGCACCAACCUACGACAAGAUUUGGAAGUAUGACAGACAGGACAAGCACGGUCCAUACAAGAAGGGGGUCUUGUACCAUCAGCACUAUGACACAGAGCACGUUAUGGAAGGCCAGACAAUCAGUCGCUUCUUCGGUAUAUGGCUUCCCAGCAACAAUUACCCACAUUCAUGGUCUGAGAAAUGGGCCUUCACAGAGUACAAGGAGUGGGAGAACAAGCAGUCUAAGAAGACUAAUGCCUUUGUGCAUCUGGUGGUGGAUGAGCUAGGCUCGAGUAUUCACUAUGACCGUCUCGCCAUUUUCCUCAGCAACUCGAACCGCCUCAAAGGCUCUCUCUUCAAAGGUACAAGCACCACAACCAACGCCGCCUUCGCCAAGCUCGAGGCUGGGGCGGAGCAGUUGCUGCAUGUCCGCGAGAUAGGCCUCAUAUUCGGCUACAUGGGCCGCGACGAGAUCUGGGAAGCCUUCUGCGAUUCUUACAAUGGAAUUCUGGACCUGAUGGAGAGGUUUGACGUGUGGUAUCUUAAAGAGACGAAGAAAACGAGUGAUCUGGCGACACAGUGGUCUAACUUCAUCAGGAGUGAGCUGGACAUGGUCGCUCUGCAAGCUCGUAGUGACGUUAAGCGUCUAUACAGCCAAAAGAAGCCGGCCGGUAAGAAGUACGACGAUUUCUGGGAUGUCAUCAUGAAAGGGGGCGCGGCUGCCGAGAUGGCAAAGGUCAAGUUGGAUAAGAUUGGCAAUUGUAAGAAACUGCCACCUACUAAAGUUCCUGCCUGGAAAUUUCCUUAG